Molecule: messenger RNA, 456 nt
Organism: Pistacia vera
Lineage: Eukaryota; Viridiplantae; Streptophyta; Magnoliopsida; Sapindales; Anacardiaceae
Product: vegetative cell wall protein gp1-like
Exons: 1
Coding region: 1-456 (151 amino acids)
Source: RefSeq, a predicted model, not a curated record
AUGCCGCAUAAGUACGGGAUCACCACUAGACGUCUCGGAAACGCAAGAAACAAACUGCGUCUUUCGGUUGCCAAUGUUGCCGCCUCCGCUACACCAGAGUUUCUGGGAAAAACCCCAGCAGAAUUCCCUUCUAAAGAUCCGGACUAUCAACCGAGUCCUUUUCCAUCUGAAAUUCCCAGGAUUCCAGAUACAGAGAUAGAUCCUAUUCCACCAGAAAUCACUACUAUCCCUGGCCCAGAUUACCCCGUUCCGCCCUCACCUUCACCACAUACGCCUCCUGAUAAUCCUUUACCUCCGCCAGGCACGCCCCGACCACCACCACCGGAUAAACUUCCACCUGACCCACCUCCGGAUAUCAUCCCACCGCCUUUUACUCCGCCGAAUAUUGAUCCGCCACCGACUAUGCCACCGGAUAUUCUGCCACCUGGGGGAACCUUCGGUCCAGCUGUUUUAUAG